AGUCCGAUUUCAUUUCAUCCAAAUAAAAGGAAAAAAAACAACCGAAUCCUGCAAAUAUGAAGAACUCCGUUGCCAUUCUCCUCUGCGCCUUGAUUGGCCUGGCUUCCGCUGCUGAGUACAAGUUGCGCACCGCUGAGGAUCUGCAGAAGGUGCGCAAGGAGUGCGCCGUCGCCAACAAGGUGACCGAGGUACUGAUUACAAAAUACAAGGCCUUUGAGUAUCCCGAUGACGAGAUCACCCGCAACUACAUCAAGUGCAUUUUCAACAAGUUCGAUCUGUUCGAGGACACCAAGGGCUUCAAUGUUGACAAUCUGGUCGCACAGCUGGGCCAGGGACGCGAGGACAAGACCACACUGAAGGCCGACGUUGAGAAGUGUGCCGAUAAGAAUGAGCAGAAGUCAAAUGUCAGCGCCUGGGCCUAUCGAGGCUUCAAGUGCUUCCUCAGCAAGAAUCUGCCCCUCGUCCAGGCUGCCAUCCUGAAGAAGAACUAAGCGCCCCAAAGCGCCAUCUAAAAAUUAGAUUAGUAGAGCAAUCGUGCUAAUCAUCAAGCAUCGCACAUUUUUCGGAUUCAGCAUUAAAUGUUUGGAUCAUAAAUUUCUUUGGAUUCUGCACUUUGCUUAAAAUUCAAAUAAAAAUCGUAUAAUAGCGAGCUUAAAAGCCAA
Molecule: messenger RNA, 662 nt
Organism: Drosophila grimshawi
Lineage: Eukaryota; Metazoa; Arthropoda; Insecta; Diptera; Drosophilidae
Gene: Obp44a
Product: general odorant-binding protein 99a
Exons: 2
Coding region: 57-491 (144 amino acids)
Biological process (GO): sensory perception of smell
Molecular function (GO): odorant binding
Source: RefSeq, a predicted model, not a curated record